Acanthoscelides obtectus is the source of this 424-nucleotide messenger RNA. Lineage: Eukaryota; Metazoa; Arthropoda; Insecta; Coleoptera; Chrysomelidae. The record is from the annotation of a GenBank genome assembly.
UCAUAAUCUACGAUAUAUUUGAAAUAAAUUGAGUUACAGUUUUGUAGUUCUUAAAUUAAUUCAACUGCAUUGGAUAUCAUAAGCAGUAGUUUAUGUUCCAUAGGUUUAGUAGUAUCUGGUAUGAACAGUACUCACAUUUUUAUACUCGUGUUGCUAUGCGGAACUAUUUGGGCGGUAGAAGAUGGCUCGAACAUGGGCGAGGCUCGGAGGAUUUCACAGGAAGACCCAGCUCCUAGGAGGAUGUUGUUCAAACUGCUCAAGAAAAACGAAACAACUGAGCAACCUCUUGAAAACAUCACUGCUGGAGCACCCCAAUGGAACACAACGCAUAUAUCUCAUGAGGUUGAACAACCACAAGAACAUGCAGCAUCUCAAAAUAUGGAGCACAAAGCACCAAGUAAAUCUGCGGAACCCGUUAAGCUAG